Messenger RNA from Paecilomyces variotii, 2307 nucleotides. Its product is annotated as cobalamin-independent methionine synthase MetH/D. The transcript has a single exon. Gene Ontology annotation, molecular function: zinc ion binding; 5-methyltetrahydropteroyltriglutamate-homocysteine S-methyltransferase activity. The coding region runs from base 1 to 2307 and encodes 768 amino acids. Lineage: Eukaryota; Fungi; Ascomycota; Eurotiomycetes; Eurotiales; Thermoascaceae. The record is from RefSeq and is a predicted model, not a curated record.
AUGGUUCAGUCUUCCGUUCUGGGUUUCCCCCGUAUGGGAGCCCUGAGAGACCUCAAGAAGGCUACUGAGGCUUACUGGGCGGACAAGAUCUCUCAGGCUGAUCUCCUGGCUGAGGGAAAGAGACUCCGUGCUGCUCACUGGAAGAUCCAGAAGGAUGCCGGUGUCGACAUCAUCCCUUCCAAUGACUUCUCGUACUACGACCAGGUCCUUGACCACAUCCAGCUCUUCGGUGCUGUUCCUGAGCGUUACAGCGCUCAGAAACUGAGCCCCCUCGACGAGUACUUCGCCAUGGGCCGUGGUCACCAGAAGGGUGGUGUUGAUGUGCCCUCUCUGGAGAUGGUGAAAUGGUUUGACAGCAACUACCACUACACCAAGCCCACCGUUAAGGAUGGCCAGACUUUCACCCUGGCCAAGGACCCUAAGCCCGUCCGGGAGUUCCUCGAGGCCAAGGAGGCCGGAAUCAAUACCAGACCCGUUAUUCUGGGACCUGUCUCUUUCCUUGCUCUGGGAAAGGCCGACCGUGGUUCCACCGUCGACCCCAUUUCCCUGAUUGACAAGCUUGUCCCCGUGUAUGUCGAGCUUCUCAAGGCUCUCAAGGCUGCUGGUGCAGACAAUGUUCAGAUCGACGAGCCGGUUCUUGUUUUCGAUCUGAGACCCGAGGUCAAGGCUGCUUUCAAGCCUGCCUACGAGACCAUUGGAUCCCUCGGUGCUGCCGCACCUGAGCUCAUCGUGGCCACUUACUUUGGAGACAUUGUUCACAACUUCGAUGUUCUGCCUGCUUUUGCCAACCUUAAGGGUAUUCACGUUGAUCUGGUUCGCAACCCCGAGCAGCUUGAGCCGGUUAUCAAGCAGCUCGGUCCCAAGCAGAUUCUGUCUGCUGGUGUCGUUGACGGACGUAACAUCUGGAAGAACGACUUCAAGAAGACUCUUGACAUCCUCAACACCGCCAUCAGCGCCCUCGGCAAGGAGCGUGUCAUUGUUGCUACUUCCAGCUCCCUCCUCCACGUUCCCCACACCCUCGCCAACGAGAAGAAGCUGCCCGAGGAAGUCUACCAGUGGUUCUCCUUCGCCGUCGAGAAGGUCCGUGAAGUCGCGAUCCUUGCCAAGGCUGUUACCGAAGGCCCUGCCUCUGUUCAGUCCGAGCUUGACGCCAACGCUGCUGCCAUCAAGUCUCGUGCUGAAUCUCAGCGUACCAACGACCCCAAGGUUAAGGAACGCCAGAGCCAGGUCACUCCUGAGAUGCACAACCGCAAGUCUCCAUUCGAGACUCGCUAUGCUCAGCAGAAGAAGCACCUCAGCAUUCCCCUCUUCCCUACGACCACUAUCGGCUCCUUCCCCCAGACUCAGGAGAUCAGAAUCCAGAGAAACAAGUUCACCAAGGGUGAGAUCACUCAGGAGCAGUAUGACGCAUUCAUCCGCAGCGAGAUCGACAAGUGCAUCCAGAUUCAGGAUGAGCUUGGCCUUGACGUCUACGUGCACGGUGAGGCCGAGCGUAACGACAUGGUGCAGUACUUCGGAGAGAGACUCGAGGGUUACGUUUUCACGACCCACGCUUGGGUCCAGUCUUACGGAUCUCGAUGCGUUCGUCCCCCGAUCAUUGUCGGUGAUAUCUCCCGCCCCGCUGCUAUGACUGUCAAGGAGAGCAAGUACGCUGCCUCGGUCUCUAAGAAGCCUAUGAAGGGUAUGCUUACUGGACCCGUUACUUGCCUUCGGUGGUCCUUCCCUCGUGUCGACGUCCACCAGUCUGUUCAGGCCCAGCAGCUUGCCCUUGCCCUCCGUGACGAGGUUGUUGACCUUGAGAAGAAUGGCAUUUACGUCAUUCAGGUUGACGAGCCAGCCCUUCGUGAAGGUCUGCCCCUUCGCUCUGGCAAGGAGCGCGAUGCCUACUUGAAGUGGGCUGUCGACAGCUUCAAGCUCUCCACUGCUGGUGUUGAGGAUUCCACUCAGAUCCAUUCCCACUUCUGCUACUCUGAGUUCCAGGACUUCUUCCACGCCAUUGCUGCUCUUGAUGCUGAUGUCCUCUCCAUCGAGAACUCCAAAUCCGACGCCAAGCUUCUCAAGGUCUUCAUCGACGAGGCUUACCCUCGCCACAUCGGACCUGGUGUCUACGAUAUCCACACUCCUCGUGUCCCCUCUGAGGAGGAGAUCAAGCAGCGCAUCUCUGAGAUGCUUCAGUACCUCAAGCCCGAGCAGUUGUGGGUCAACCCCGACUGUGGUCUGAAGACCAGAACCUGGGAUCAGGUCAAGCCUGCUCUGACCAACAUGGUCAACGCUGCCAAGUCUUUCCGUGAGCAGUACAAGGCUUAA